AUGUUGCGCACGGCCAGUCGCCUCGCGCGCCGCCGAUCGCCAUGGCAGCCGACGCGCUUCUUGUCGAGCGAGAGCUUGAGCUUCCCGCGCACCAAGCUAUCGUACCUGAGCAGUAAGCUCAAGCGCCCAGAAGCCGCCUUUGAGCCGUUCAUUGCCACGCUCGAGGACAACUGGUACACGAGCGAGGCCGACGUCUUGGCGCUCACGUCCGCCGACGCGGCGACGCUCCACAUUCCGCUGCGCAUUCUGCAAUUGCUUCAGGAAGGUGCGCCGGUCGCGGCGCCAGUCGUGCACGACACGUUCGAGCCCGAGCCCGCGGCGGCGCCCGAGCCCACGCCCGCCGCCGCCACGCUGCCAGUCGUCGACUCGAGCGCGGUCAUGACACCGCCGACGCGCGCCAAGUACGAGUCCAUCCGCAUUGGCAAGAAGAAGCAAGACACGUACGGCCUGACUGCGGCCGAGACGCCCGAGGCGCUCCAGCUCGAGCUUAAUCGCUUCCUGGCCUACAUGACGACGCCAUCACUUGGGCAAAUGGAGCCGCCGAUCCGCAUGAGCACGGCGGAGCCGUACAUUCGAUUGAUCCGGCUCGCGCUGGGGUAUGCACGUGACCACACCGAGCUGCAAGGGCCGUUGACGCUCCAAACGCUGAUCCCAUCGGCCGAAGCGUCGUCGGCUGAGGUCAUCUUCCAGUACAUUCAGUGGCUUCGCCUCGAGCGCAAGGCCGCGCCCAACUACUGCGCCAACAUGCUCCGAGCACUCUUGAAGCUCGCCAAGUACCUCUAUGGCCGCGGCAGUAAGCUCGACCCAACGUACGGUGACAAGGCCUUUGACGACAUUCCCGUGAUUCGCGAACUGCGCAAGAUGCACAAGACCACGUCGUUGCAGUCGGGCCAGUCGCACCGCGCGGUCGACGAAGAAAAGAAAUGGCUCGCGUGGCCCGAUUUUCUGGGUGUCGUCGAGGCGCUCAAACUCGAAUGCAAAGAGACGACCGAGAACGACAAGCCGCGCACCAAGUACGCGAUUGCGCAGAGCUACCAAAAGUGCGUCAUGCUGGGCAUUUUCUCGGGUAUUCCCGACCGUCAGCGCACGCUGCGUGAGAUCGAGAUUGGCCGAACGCUGCACCAAAAUGCAUCGGGUCAGUGGAUCAUCACGCAUGGCCCGGACGACUACAAGACGGGCAAAGCGUAUGGCGAGCGUCCGCCGCUGGUCAUUCCAGACCAUAUUGUGCCAUAUUUAAACGAGUUUUUGACCACGUGGCGCAAGGAGCUAAAUCCCGUGGACGGCCACAACUUUUUGUUUUGCAACACCAAGGGCGAACAAGCGACGGCUGACUUUAUCUACCGCACCUUUACACGCACCAUUUACCGCCAUACAGGAAAGAAGACCAACCCGCACUUGCUCCGCGAUAGCAUCGUGACCUACUUGCGCGGCCAGAGCUCCGCGACCGAGAAGGAUCUGGAAGCCCUUGCCAUCUACAUGGGCCAUAGUUUGCACAUGCAAAAGAGCUCGUACGAUCGUCGUACCAAGUCGCAAAAGGUCGCGCCCGCGAUCGAGCUCAUUCAGUCCAUCAAACCGGCCAUUCUGAAGAAAUAAAGAGUAUUACCAGAAAGGGCAUGUCGACGUCCUCAGCUUGUGCUGGAUCGCAUCCGCGUGGUACGAUGAAUUCUCCACGGAUAUUCCGUCUCUGUGCCUCCUUGUUGAAUCUUUUGAGUUGCCAGCGGUAUGCUAAAUAGC
Saprolegnia parasitica CBS 223.65 is the source of this 1734-nucleotide messenger RNA. RefSeq lists its product as hypothetical. Gene Ontology annotation, molecular function: DNA binding. The transcript has 8 exons. Gene Ontology annotation, biological process: DNA integration; DNA recombination. The coding region runs from base 1 to 1593 and encodes 530 amino acids. The record is from RefSeq and is a predicted model, not a curated record. Lineage: Eukaryota; Oomycota; Saprolegniomycetes; Saprolegniales; Saprolegniaceae.